CGUCAUUCCCUGGAACCGGCGAACUUCCUCUCGGCUUGUCUGGGUCGCCGCGUCUGCCUGUCGCUGGCCCCAGGCUCGCUCUCUGGCCCCAGCCCUCCCCUCUCCUCUCUCUCCCUCUCUCUCUCAGCAGCUGUCUCUCUCGUGCCCGCUGGCCUCUCUCCUUUCCCGCAGCCGCCUCCUUCUCUGCCUGCUUGGGUGGCCGCCAUGGGCCGGAAGCGGCUCCUCACUGACGCCUACCCCGUAGUGAAGAGGAGGGAGGGCCCCGCUGGGCACAGCAAGGGGGAGCUGGCACCGGCGCUAGGGGAAGAGCCCCAGCCCCUGAGCGUGGAUGAAGCAGAGCUGGAGCUGCUGAGGCAGUUUGAUCUCGCCUGGCAGUAUGGGCCCUGCACAGGGAUCACACGGUUGCAGCGCUGGCAUCGGGCGGAGCAGAUGGGCUUGGAGCCUCCCCCAGAAGUGCGUCAGGUGCUACAGACCCACCCUGGAGAUCCCCGCUUCCAGUGCAGCCUCUGGCAUCUCUAUCCCCUGUGAGGUACCACCUAAGACUUCCUGCCCACUAUCCCAGGACCUCAAGACACAAGUGAGAGCCAGUUGCUGCCCCCUUGGCUCAGUUCUGCUGUGAAGAACCUUUAGUAGGAAAAUAAUCUUAUAGAGAAAAGAGGCUGAAUCUGGAGGUCUCUGAGGCUCAGCCCUCCAUCUAACCAGCAGACUCCUGGAGCUCCCUCUGAGAGCCAACACAGCUGAAGCUUGUACUUCCUACAUGGAAAGUUGUCUCUGAGGAUAAAGACUUGGCCAUGACCCUCAGAUGCCUGCUACACACCUCUUCAACCAUAAAUACUGUGGUCCUGGGAACAGUGUGGCAAAUAGGCACAGCCUUGGACACCGCUAGACUCAGGACUCAGGCAGAUGUCUAAGAGGCAAAGAUGCACUCUCUACUCAAAGCUGGGAAUCUAAGGGCAGAACUGGCAAGGGGUUCCUAAUGCUUAUCAAUAAAGAACACUGAGUCUGGAA
Messenger RNA from Nyctereutes procyonoides (raccoon dog), 1008 nucleotides. RefSeq names its product DNA polymerase delta 4, accessory subunit (gene POLD4). Gene Ontology annotation, biological process: DNA-templated DNA replication; DNA synthesis involved in DNA repair. The transcript is spliced from 4 exons. The record is from RefSeq and is a predicted model, not a curated record. NCBI's taxonomy places the organism in Eukaryota, Metazoa, Chordata, Mammalia, Carnivora, Canidae. Gene Ontology annotation, cellular component: delta DNA polymerase complex. Bases 205 to 528 code for a protein of 107 amino acids. Gene Ontology annotation, molecular function: DNA-directed DNA polymerase activity.